GGUGCGGCGCCAAUCACAACAUUGACACUCCAACAAGUUCAAGAACAUCUUCACGUAACCUGCUCCUUCUCCACACUCGCUACGUGUCAUGAACAGACAUUUUCUAAUGCCACUUGUGUUAGCUAAAUAUUGAAAUAGUGAAAGUGGAGUGGUAACUUGCAGGAAUAUUCUUUUAGAGGAGUUUUGUCAGAACACUCAACGUCGCUGGUUGUGUGUAUGGGUUUGUUUCUAACAUGGAGGUUAGUGUCUGCUCACAGGAUGGAAGUAUCUCCAUAUAUUUUGUUCUACCUCCUGGGUUGACUGAAGCAACAUGCUCUACUGGCCUGCUCUGUGCUUAUCAGGCAUGCCAUGAUAAUGGUUUAAGCUCCACAUGGUUGUCAACAGAAGACUGCCUAAAAUUGGUUCCUACCAAACAGGAUGUAUUUAUAUGUGAUCCUUUUGAAGGAAAGGCUUUCGAAUACCUCAUUAGUGGCUUUAAGUGUGUCAGGGUACUGGGGCCUCGUUGUAUUUUGUCAUCUAUCCAUCGCAAAGAGCCUAUACCGGAGCUCCCCUCACCUAUACACAACACUGCUAUGAAAGGUCUGGUCAUCACCACAACAGGAUUUGAAAAAGACGUAAAGGCAGACCUCCAGUGGCUGAUUGAAAGGAUGGCAGGAAUCUAUUCAAACAAUUUCCACGAGAGUGUGACACAUCUAGUAGCCAAUUCUGUUGGAAGCAAAAAGUACUGUGUUGCUGUACAGCAAGAAAUUCCAGUUAUGACUGGCGAAUGGGUGAAAGCUGUAUGGAAAUCUGUUGGAAAGGAUUUUCAAGAAGAUAUAUUAGCCACUGACCAACAGUUUUUAUCGUACGCUUGUCCAGUAUUUAAAGGACUUACUAUAUGUGUCUCUCAGAUGCCCCGCAAAGAAAAAGCUGCACUACAAAAGAUGAUUGAAGAAAAUGGUGGUACAUAUUCCAGUACUUUGGAUAUGGCUGAUACUUCAGUGCUUAUCAUACCCACUCCAGAGGGUAAUAAGUACACCUAUGCUCGUAAUUGGCGUAUACAGUGUUUGACGCCCGAUUGGAUUUAUGACUCCGUUGAACAAGGCUCUGCUCUUCAUAUGGAAGGUUAUAAAGUUUCAGUUCGUGGAGCCUCGACCCCAACCAAUGAGAAUACCGGAAAUAUGCCUCCAGAUAUUUCACUCUGCAGCACUAUCAUGAAUGAGUCUGAAGCACCAAAAUUGUCACACAUUAAUGAGACGCUAGAUAUGGAGACAUCACUAGCUGUGAAGAAGGACUCGGUUAGUGAUGAUAAGGUGAAUCGUGGGUUGGAGGCCAUAGAAAAUCUAGAUUUGCAGGAGGCAAUGAAAGCAGGAAUAUUCUUAGAUGGAUGCAAGAUCUUCUUGUCUGGAUUUGGCACCACUCACAUAGAAAAAUUACGCCGAGUUCUCAAUGCCGGAGGAGCCACUCGUUUCAAUCAGCUAAAUGAAUCUGUUUCUCAUAUUGUUUUAGGAAAGAGUAAUGAAGAACACCUUAAUACUGUCCUGAAGUGGACAUCCAAGCCCCAUAUCGUUUAUGCUGACUGGAUUAUAGAAAGUAUCAAGCUGAGGCGACCAGCAGAUGAAAGCCCUUUUUCUUACUUACUUGAUACUGAAAAAUGUAUUAUUUCGAAUGAAGCCGAUAAGUUUGGCAAAGUUCCUGCAGCUACUUUCCCUGAUAACAAUGAGACCUAUGUGGAUGAAGAAAUACUUAAUCAAUAUUUAAGGACUACUAAAUGUGAUGGUCCUAAGGAUUUCAGCAUGAAUGAAACUGGUAAUAUGUCUUCACUCCCAGACUCUCAGGUAUCCUUUGUGGCAGGAAUCUUCAGUGGGAAAGUGUUCACCGUGUCUGGCUAUAAUGAAGACACAACUGAGGACAUAAUUAUAACAAUUCGUGAGCAUGGAGGAAAAAUGGUAUCAUUUGCUUACCAAGGCCAAGUUCAUUUCUCGUUGUUGGAUGUUAGUGGAAAUGGAACAGUUCAUUCUAGAGCAGAAGAAAUAAUAACCUUUUAUUUCAUCGAGGAUUGUAUAGAACAGAAGGAGCUUUUACCAGUGGAAUACUUUCAUGUGCCUUUGCGCCUUCAGGGAGAUUCAGGUUGUCUUGAAGGUUGCAGUAUUGCUAUCUCUACAUACAAAGGCAAAGAGAGAAUUUUUCUUGUAAAUGUUGCUGCUGCUUUAGGUGCUAUGUUUCAAGAAGUUUUUGCCAAAAAAUCCAAUGCAGCUAAAAAUAUCAUGGCUUCCACCCAUCUCAUAUGCCCAGCAGCUGAGGGUGAUAAAUAUCGUGCUGCCACAAAAUGGGGUGUGCCAGCAGUUACGUGUGACUGGUUGCUGGUAUGUGCCCGAAGCCUCAAAAAGGAAUCGGAAGCGGUUUAUAAUGUCAACAGUAAAAAAUACCCUGAGUUGGAUAGGAAAGCACUUGUAAGAGGACUUGGAGGCGAGUUUAGUAACGGCACUUUGUGUCGUGUUGAAGAAACGAUGGACAUGGAAAGAAACGACACCCUUGUUCCUGCAACACCUGUCAAUAAGCAGAUUAAAACUCUUCGAGAGCAGUCCCUCCUUUCUCCAUCCAAAAUUAAGACACCAGAUGCAGAAAGCUUUAGAAAACUUUAUCCUACACCUGGUGUGUCUAAAACUAAUAGAAGCCUUUCUGAAAUGCCGACUCCAGACACUCCAUACGGAAGUACAUGGUAUCCUAAUCCAUCUUCUCAAAUAAGAAAAGGAUUCAAGCGCCUAAUAGAUUCCAUUCCAGACCCAGCACCAGUGAAGCGUCGAGUUCCACCAGGAACUCCCAUUGAGGAAUAUUAUAAAAGAUUCUCUGUUGAUGUAAAAGAAACAGUGCAAAAUUACAAGGUAAAGGAACCUGUUUGGCUAAGGAAGGAUAAAAAUGAAAAGUUGGGGGAUGAAAAUGUUCAAAAUGUAGCAGCUGAUAACCACGGUCCGUUGACUGGUGUAGUUGUGUGUACAUCAAAUAAGCUACAAGGUCAACAGAAAGAAUUGUAUCAAACUGUGGCUGAUCUUGGAGGCGAAUAUCGUUGGGCUUAUGAUCACACAGUCACGCACUACAUUUUUCAAGGACGAAAUAAUGAUACACACAAAGAGUUUAGGAUCGCCCGAGAACAAGGGAAGUUUAUUGUGGCACCCGAUUGGGUGUGGAUGUGUCACGAUGAAAAGACAAAGAUAGAUGAACUUCUGUUUCCACAUACUCAUAAUCCAAAAAUGUCACUCUCAAUAGUCAGCACCAAGACAACACCCAGUACAAAGAAAGGACGACCGACGAAGAAAAAUCUUUUUGAGGUCGAUAAAAUUAGUGACGAAGAAGGUGAAGAAACAGGACAGAGCAAUGAUGAUGGAGAAAAUUUAGAGAGUGAAGAUCAAAAGAAAGCUGCACUGUCAAAGCAGCUGGAAGAGAUUGAGGCCUUAGCAACUAAUAGUGGAUCAGUACGGAGGAAUUCUGGGGCUAGCAGAAGUAGAUCUAUUAAUGAGAGAUUAAAACAUACACCAACUAGACCAAUGCAAAUUGAAACACAGCCAGUUGCUGCUGAGGUUCCAGAGUCGCAGAAUACAGCCAUCACAUGGGUUGACCCUGUAGAGCGUGAGGCAAGAUUAAAGUUACAACACCAACUAACAAAAGAUACUCAGGAUAUCAUAAAUGACAACCAGCAGUUGUCAUCAGAAGAGAGUGAAAAUGACAAGGAGAACUCCACAGCGGAUCAGGACGUAACCUUACUGUUUGAUGCUGAACGAGAUGUGUCUACAGUUAAGACUGCAAACCAGCUUCCCUUGUCAAAACCUCAAUACAUUAUUGUGUUACUGGGUAUGUCUGAAGAAGAAAAAAGUAAAUACACUGAAAUGAUUGAAGAAUUAGGAGGAACAAUCAGUAUGGACCAAAAUUUUGACCCUCUUAGUACACAUGUAGUCACAGGAAGACCAUCUCGUUCAGAAAGACACUUGGCAUCAAUAGCAUCAGGGAAGUGGAUGCUACGUAGCUCUUUUAUAGAAGAUUCCUUUGAGGCGGGAUGUUUUGUUGAGGAAGAGCCACAUGAAUGGGGUAAUCCGGCUAAUACAUGUAUGCCAGCUUUAGUACCUGAAAGCCUAGAGUUCAGGUUGGCUUCUGCUGCUCGAAGAUGGCGCAUUAAAAUUCACGAUGUAUCCAAUGGCGGUGAAACAAGAGGGGUCUUUCAAAACAUGAGAGCUUUGAUCCACUCCAGCCGAGAACGGAUAGGAGCCUUUACUCGUCUUAUUGAAGCAGGUGGUGGAACGGUUAUCAGAGGAAUACCUCCAUACAAAGAAGAGAAAGAUGUUACUCAUUUCUUCCUGGAAAUGAACAAAACUCCAGAAAAGAUUGAUCUUGCCAAUUUUGCUGCACGUCAGAUUCCUGUCCUCCUUCCUAUUUUCCUGAACGAGUAUUUGAUCAAAUAUCCACUGCCAAUUGAAGCAGAGCAUUGCAUUCCUGAGUACAAACAAAUCGUUGCAGAUAUGAGUAGAGCUGAUCAAAGUCCCAUUAAAAGGUCAAGGAGGAAGUAAAAGUUAUGGUGUUGGGAUAUUCUGGUGGCUGGUGAGGAUGCAAGUAAGUGCCAAACUCAUCAGUAGGAACCAUGUAUGCUCACCAUUGCUGUAUCAUUAGAUCUGGUUAUCUGAAUAUACUGUGUUUAAAACCAGGUUUAUUGAAAUACAGAUGAAUAGAGUAUUUUUAUAUUGUGUGUUCCCUGUAUAUAUUUGAAUUUUGUAUUUUAAUACUGUAAUUAGUGAAACUCAUGCCUUGAACACACAAUGUUCUACAUAUCCACAUUGAAAAUGGAAUGGGAGGUGUAAUAAAUGGCAGAUACGUUGGUUCAUAUGCUACACUUCUUCAAACUACAGUACUUGUAUCAUAGUUGGCUUCAAAUGUCUGUUUCUUGGUUUACAUUCUUCUCAUUUGUUCUGUCUUAGUAUAGCUUCCAUACCUGUAUUACACUUAGUUCACAACUUGCCUUCCCUUCACCACCACCAGUUGUAAAGAGCACUGCCUCUUUCUCAUAACUUUUGACAGAAAAUACUUGCACCUUUAUCUGUCAUAUCAUCUAACAUUUUGAUUCCUGUCAAAGGUGUUGCCUUGACAUAUUGAGGGGGCUCUUGUGCGCUACCUUCAGGCAGCUAUCUUCUGGCCCUUCCCGGGCACUGACAGUUCAGGCAAAUGUACACCCCUACCCUGACCACUCCUUGUUUUGCCUAUCCACCCAAGAUGGAGGUGGUGAUGGCACAGUACAUUGUGUCUACUGCUUCAGCUUCACUCCACCUCUGACUUCUGGCCAGAAAUGUUAGCCUGGUCCCUACUCCCUCUUUCUCCCUGAUCCAGCCAACUCUGCAAACCUUCUUCAUGGCUCUCCUCCUAUCUCUAUGCUCAAAUUGCCUGCUAAUCUUGAUAUGGAUGUUGCCAAUGUACACAUUCCUCUGCCUUAUGCCCCAUCCCCCCUUUUGCUCCAGAGCUCUUUGUUCCCUUUGUUAGCUCGGCUUGCCUAAAUGCACUAAGCUGCCACUUUCUACCUUAUCGAACCCUGCCUGUUCGCUCCAAACCUUUUCUCUCAUUUUGACACUUUUUCAUCAUUACAUUUACCUGUUCCCCCUAACCCCGAUUUGUCUGAUCGUGUUCUUAUUACACUGAAGUAUUUUGGGUGUCUUGUAUUUUAUUCUCAAUGUGUAUUAUUCAAAAGAAUAUACGUGGUUUUUAUGCUAAUUUUAAUGAGCUGCCCCUUAUUAUUUCCCAUUUUGUGUGGCUUUGUGUAUGUCUCCAUUAGCACUCGUCCUGGUCACAGGAUGAGUGACCUGUACACUUGUACCUUUUCAUCAUCCCCUGUCCACCUUUUUCCUGUGCUACUAGCUCUACUCCUUUAAUUUGCAAUGAUGUUUCCUUCCACUGCCACUCGUAUACUUGUGAAUAAGUGGUGUACCGUCUGUUCCCUUUAUCUCCCUCCUACAAUUUCCAAUCUCUUCUUGAACGUAAGUACUUUUUCGACUAGAUUCUUGGAGUCUGUACUCUCUUAGGUGAUUUUAACUGUCAACAUGCACUCUGGGCUAGUAUUCUUACUAAUAUCCAAAGUCAUCUUUUUGAACCUUUUGUCGUCUCUCCAACUUUUCUUCCCUGAAUUUGGGUGUGCUUACUCAUGUCAACUUGUGUACUCUCACUCUUUCCUGUAUCAAUAUUUCUGUUUCUCUUCCAUUUACAUUGACCUGACAUGGAGGGUCCUUGAAAACCUUCAUAACUGACCAUUUUCUCAUCACCUUAUCCCUUUUUUCUUCCCUCCCCUCCCUCUCUCUCUUUCCCUAUUUAGAUAUGAUAGGCAGACUGGAAUCUCUUUCACCACCUACACUGCUCAUUGCUGUCCAUCAGAUGUUCCUCUUCCUUUUUCAUCUGACCUUAUUAGAUGCUGUUGGUAUGCACUCCUCCCUUUUCCUGCCUAAAUUAGGCUCUUGACAGCCCUGCAUCAUCUUGAUACUCUAUAUCAUAUGGUGGUUACAUCUCAGCUCUUGUGCAUUUUGUUCAUCCUAUCCAUGUUUCUAUAUGUUGAAACCAGUUUUUUCGUUUCUACAGGAUUAUUUUACUCGGGACUGCCUUCGGUAUUUCAUGCAAUCUCUACAACAGCCCCAGUCCAGCUUGUGCCAUGUACUCCUCUGUGGGCCCUGUGUCCCUAGUCCCUUCCUAACUUUUAAUGCAAAAAUGGCCUCUUUACAGGGUUCUCUUAUUCUCAGUACAUGUCUGCAAUGUUCCUCCCUUUUAUUGUUGCUGCUUUGCAUGGAGGGGUCACUUGUGACAUUUUGUAAGGCCUUGACCAACACGGUGAAGGCUUAAACCCCUCCUACUGUUAUAAUUCAUCUUUUCCUGGAGCAUUUUUCCUGCCAUUCAUGCUUUGCUGCCCUAUUCACACAUGGGAGGAAUGCUACUGACAGUGUUGGCUACUCCAUUGUUUUCCCAAUUGUACAUUGGGAAAUGUGUGCUGUUUCAUCCUCGAGAUUACCAUUUUUAUGGUAGAGCUUAAUGCAGUUUUUAUAUGCUCUGUGUCAGCCACUUUUUUUUUGCAUCAAAUUUCCUGUAUAUUGCAAUUGACUCUUGCAGCACCCUCAUUGCUCUGGAGUCUUUUAACCCUUCUCAUAUUGUGGUAGUCAAAAUCCAAUACUGACUGUUUAUCUUUACUAGAUUUAAGACAGUCGGGUUUUGUUGGGUUCCCAACCAUUCGUACCUGCCCCCAUCUCCCAUACAGGAUUCUUUAUUCGGAUUUCUACCCAGUUAAUUCAUACUACUGUCCAUGACCAUUGUCAUAAUUAAUGGCCUCAUAUGAUGGCCAGCAUAUUAUGUAUAUAAUCUUGAAUGUUAGUUAUCCCUGUGGACUUUCUUCUUCCACCUUAUAAUAGGUGGUUAGAAAUGACACUGGCACAAAGCUACAUAUCAGCAGAACAUGCUUAACUCAUGGGCACUUAAUGGAACAGCACCCAUCUUAGUGUCCUUUCUGUAUUGUCCCACUUAGUCAUGCACUGCUUGUAUAAUGUUCCAAUUUUCAGGAUCUGUAUGUUUUGCUUUCCCAGUGUCCUGCUGAAUCACUUUUUCCUCGGAUAGAAUCCUUAGGAAUUUGAUGUCUUUUACAUUACUGUACACAUCUUGCAUCCUUGUCCUCUCAUAUUGGCAUCUGAUUAAUAUUUAGGACCCAUUGAAUAUCAGACACAAACUAUGCAAAAUAGUCGUCCUGCCUUUCCUCUCUAACCUGCUGAUGAUUUUGAGGAUGAACAUUCCUAUGUCCCAGCUUCUGACCAGGCCUAAUUUUGAAAAUUACUUACCUGUAGUUGCUAUAACACUGCUGUUUCAUAUCUGUUCUACUUUUUUAAUAGUCAAUUUGACAAAAGUUUCAUUCUACUGCACUUUUCAUUUCUUAACUUAACUCUUCCUCCUAUUUUAAAGCAGUAUAAUUUCUUGUUCUAUUAUUCCAUAACACUUAAGUAAUAUUCCUGUUUUGUCUUUAGCAUUUUUUUGCAAUUCUCGUUAACUCCUUGGUGAAUCUGUUUACUGUCAUACUGUAUUAGUAUCCUUAAUUAUGUCUGGGGGAUCUUGAAUAUUCUGUAACGAAAUGCUAAUCACCUGACCUAGUACUAUCUUUGGAUAAUUACUUUUCAGUUAAUUUUAAAUUUUUCAUAUCUGCUCUAGUGUGGUCAUCAAUGUUUGUUAUACAAAAUCUUGCAUUUGCACUCCAUGAAUCUUUUCUGGUCCCAAAAAUUAAUGAUCACUUAGGUAUGGAAUAAUGAGUUGAAUACAUAUCUUAAAACUCUUGUGUGCUUUUAGUUCAUCUGGUAGACACCUACAUAUAUGGCAAUACUAUAAACUUGCUCAAUAAAAUCUGUGGAUAACAUUUGUAAAA
Molecule: messenger RNA, 8395 nt
Organism: Procambarus clarkii (red swamp crayfish)
Lineage: Eukaryota; Metazoa; Arthropoda; Malacostraca; Decapoda; Cambaridae
Gene: mus101
Product: mutagen-sensitive 101
Biological process (GO): mitotic DNA replication checkpoint signaling; mitotic G2 DNA damage checkpoint signaling; DNA replication initiation
Source: RefSeq, a predicted model, not a curated record